Messenger RNA from Oncorhynchus tshawytscha (Chinook salmon), 2724 nucleotides. RefSeq names its product repetin-like. NCBI's taxonomy places the organism in Eukaryota, Metazoa, Chordata, Actinopteri, Salmoniformes, Salmonidae. The record is from RefSeq and is a predicted model, not a curated record. The transcript has 4 exons. The annotation marks the transcript as partial.
GAGGAGCAGUGGAGGGACCUGGGGCCCCCACCAAGGGAGAAGAGAGGAGGGACCUGGGGCCCUCACCAAGGGAGAAGAGAGGAGGGACCUGGGGCCCCCACCAAGGGAGAAGAGAGGAGGGACCUGGGGCCCCCACCAAGGGAGAAGAGAGGAGGGACCUUGGGCCCCCACCAAGGGAGAAGAGAGGAUGGACCUGGGGCCCCCACCAAGGGAGAAGAGAGGAGGGACCUGGGGCCCCCACCAAGGGAGAAGAGAGGAGGGACCUGGGGCCCCCACCAAGGGAGAAGAGAGGAGGGACCUGGGGCCCCCACCAAGGGAGAAGAGAGGAGGGACCUUGGGCCCCCACCAAGGGAGAAGAGAGGAGGGACCUUGGGCCCCCACCAAGGGAGAAGAGAGGAGGGACCUUGGGCCCCCACCAAGGGAGAAGAAGAGAGGAGCGACCUUGGGCCCCCAACAAGGGAGAAGAGAGGAGGGACCUUGGGCCCCCACCAAGGGAGAAGAGAGGAGGGACCUUGGGCCCCCACCAAGGGAGAAGAGAGGAGGGACCUUGGGCCCUCACCAAGGGAGAAGAGAGGAGGGACCUUGGGCCCCCAAAAAGGGAGAAGAGAGGAGGGACCUUGGGCCUUCACCAAGGGAGAAGAGAGGAGGGACCUUCGGCCCCCACCAAGGGAGAAGAGAGGUGGGACCUUCGGCCCCCACCAAGGGAGAAGAGAGGAGGGACCUUGGGCCCCCACCAAGGGAGAAGAAGAGAUGAGCGACCUUGGGCCCCCAACAAGGGAGAAGAGAGGAGGGACCUUGGGCCCCCACCAAGGGAGAAGAGAGGAGGGACCUUGGGCCCCCACAAAGGGAGAAGAAGAGACGAGCGACCUUGGGCCCCCACCAAGGGAGAAGAGCGGAGGGACCUUCGGCCCCCACCAAGGGAGAAGACAGGAUGGACCUUGGGCCCGCAACAAGGGAGAAGAGAGGAGGGACCUAGGGCCCGCAACAAGAGAGAAGAGAGGAGGGACCUUGGGCCUUCAACAAGGGAGAAGAGAGGAGGGACCUUGGGCCUUCAACAAGGGAGAAGAGAGGAGGGACCUUGGGCCCCCACCAAGGGAGAAGAGAGGAGGGACCUUCGGCCCCCACCAAGGGAGAAGAGAGGAGGGACCUUGGGCCCCCACCAAGGGAGAAGAAGAGAUGAGCGACCUUGGGCCCCCAACAAGGGAGAAGAGAGGAGGGACCUUGGGCCCCCACCAAGGGAGAAGAGAGGAGGGUACUUGGGCCCCCACAAAGGGAGAAGAAGAGACGAGGACCUUGGGCCCCCACCAAGGGAGAAGAGAGGAGGGACCUUGGGCCCCCACCAAGGGAGAAGACAGGAUGGACCUUGGGCCCCAACAAGGGAGAAGAGAGGAGGGACCUAGGGCCCCAACAAGAGAGAAGAGGAGGGACCUUGGGCCUUCAACAAGGGAGAAGAAGAGAGGGGACCUUGGGCCCCCACCAAGGGAGAAGAGAGAGGGAGGGACCUUGGGCCCCCACCAAGGGAGAAGAGAGGAGGGACCUUGGGCCCCCACCAAGGGAGAAGAGAGGAGGGACCUUGGGCCCCCACCAAGGGAGAAGAGAGGAGGGACCUUGGGCCUUCAACAAGGGAGAAGAGAGGAGGGACCUUCGGCCCCCACCAAGGGAGAAGAGAGGAGGGACCUUCGGCCCCCACCAAGGGAGAAGACAGGAUGGACCUUGGGCCCGCAACAAGGGAGAAGAGAGGAGGGACCUUGGGCCCGAAACAAAGGAGAAGAGUGGAGGGCGGUGAGAUGUUUAGCACCUGCCCACUGCAAGGGCAAACUGCAGCGCAUCGUCCAGUCUGGGGGAAAGGCCAUCGGAUGUCACCUGCCCUCCAUCAAGGACCUGCCUGCCUCCAGGACAAAGAAGCGGCGCUCACAGACAGAGACCCCCUCUACGUUGUCUCUCACAGCAGUGAAGGGCCCUACUCUACCACAGAGACAGAACACAGUGAAGGGCCCUACUCUACAACAGAGACAGAACACAGUGAAGGGCCCUACUCUACAACAGAGACAGAACACAGUGAAGGGCCCUACUCUACAACAGAGACAGAACACAGUGAAGGAGCUCAGCACAGAGACAGAACACCAUGAUGGGCCCUACUCUACCACAGAGCUCAACACAGAGACAGAACACCAUGAUGGGCCCUACUCUACCACAGAGCUCAACACAGAGACAGAACACCAUGAUGGGCCCUACUCUACCACAGAGCUCAACACAGAGACAGAACACCAUGAUGGGCCCUACUCUACCACAGAGCUCAACACAGAGACAGAACACCAUGAUGGGCCCUACUCUCCCACAGAGCUCAACAAGGAGACAGAACACCAUGAUGGGCCCUACUCUACCACAGAGCUCAACAAGGAGACAGAACACCAUGAUGGGCCCUACUCUCCCACAGAGCUCAACAAGGAGAGACAGAGGAGACAGAACACCAUGAUGGGCCCUACUCUACCACAGAGCUCAACAAGGAGACAUAACCCCAUGAUGGGCCCUACUCUCCCACAGAGCUCAACAAGGAGACAGAACACCAUGAUGGGCCCUACUCUACCACAGAGCUCAACACAGAGACAGAACACCAUGAUGGGCCCUACUCUACCACAGAGCUCAACACAGAGACAUAACCCCAUGAUGGGCCCUACUCUACCACAGAGCUCAACACAGAGACAGAACACCAUGACACCAUAA